UAAAUGGCUUAGCAGCUAUGCACAGUGCAAUAAUCACAAAAUUGGACCUUAGUUUAUUUUAUAAGAAUAAGGAUUUCAUGGUUGCCUUAGCAGUGCAAGAACCUUCAAGUUGUUUUUGGUUCAUAGCAGUAAUAACAGUGCAAGAACUAUAA
This is a messenger RNA of Cetraspora pellucida, 152 nucleotides long. NCBI's taxonomy places the organism in Eukaryota, Fungi, Glomeromycota, Glomeromycetes, Diversisporales, Gigasporaceae. The record is from the annotation of a GenBank genome assembly.